AUGCUUGAACCAUCAAAAACAGUGGAAGACAUCGAAAUAGGAAGUGAUCAAGGAAACAAUCUAGGAGAAGCUAUACAAAUCUCCCUUUCAUUGGAAGAGAGACACCGUAUCUAUGAGCCAUGGAAAUUCUCUAUUAUAAUCAAGUUAGUAGGGAAACGUAUGCCACACCACUACCUAAAGAGGAAGAUUCAAGAUCUAUGGAAACCAAUGGAAGAAUUCUCUUUAAUUGAUCUUGGUGAAGACUACUACAUAAUCAAGUUUACAAAGAAAGAAAAUAUGGAUAAAGCUAUUCACCUAGGACCAUGGUUCAUCAAUGGUCAUUUCCUAUCUAUCUCCGAAUGGAAACCCAACUUUGUGGCUAAAAAUGCAAAACUAACUUCCUCAGCUGUUUGGGUAAGACUGCCUCAACUACCAACUGAGUUCUACGAUGGGAAAAUCCUAGAAAAAAUUGUUCAGUCUUUCCUAUACGUUGGAGACCACAAGCAAGAUAUACUCUAUGAAGGGGAGGAUUUUCUUUGCAAAAAUUAUGGGCGCUUUGGUCACACUCAAAGACAAUGCAACUAUAUCAAGAUGCAAAACUUGGAUCCUCACCAUGCAGGACAGGAACAACACCAAGAAGCUCCACAUGAAGCAUGUGACUCGGAAUGGAAAACUGUCCCCUUUAACAAGAAGAAAAAUCAAGGCAAAAAAACUCCUACCCAAGUGCCUACAAUCCAAGCUAAUGGAAGCCAAGGUCCAGGUAUUCCGGUAAAACUAUUUAAUGCUAAGACAGUACCCAUCAAUGGCCAAGAAGCCAUAGUAAUCUUGCACAACACUCAAUACCUAGCUCAACUCAUCACGGAGGGAAUGAGAUUGGCGAUGAACAACUAUCUAAACCAAGUAUGGCUCAACAAUGUCAUUCACCCCAUGGCACCAUCGUUGAACACUCGAAUGGCCCAAACAAUGAGGGAGCAAUGGAAUAUGCCCCCUCAAUUCAACUCCAUGCAUCCUCUAAAUGCUCCACUGGAUCUCCCUUUCUUUCCAACGGAGAUGUACACCCACCUAAACCCCAUCUUUCUCCCUUGGGAUGUCAACCUAGGGAACCAAGGGAAUGUACCUCUCCCCCAACCACCUCCAGUCCCCCCACCACCACAGCAAGAAUACCCCAUACCAGGGCCAGUGGAGGCAGAGAUGGAGGAGGACGAUGUCCCCCUAAAUCCUCACUUAGAUAGAGCUCUCAAGCCUAAAUGGAAUAAACAUAUUUCUAUUCACGGAAAGGCACGAAAAAAGGUAUGUUCUUAG
Molecule: messenger RNA, 1281 nt
Organism: Nicotiana attenuata
Lineage: Eukaryota; Viridiplantae; Streptophyta; Magnoliopsida; Solanales; Solanaceae
Exons: 3
Coding region: 1-1281 (426 amino acids)
Source: RefSeq, a predicted model, not a curated record